AUGUCAGGCAGAUACAACCUCCGAAGCAGGGCGAAGCGGUCGCUGGUCGACGCUGAGCCGGAGCCAGAGCAGCAGCAGCAGCAGCGAGUGAAGAGGAGACGAGUGGUGAAGGGAAGUGAAGCAGUGCCAGUGACCGUGGCAGAGGAAGCGAGGCGAGAAGAAGACGAAGAGGAAGAGGAAGAAGGAGAAGCUGCUGGCAGUAUUUCUUCUUCACCAAAAGAACUAUCCCGAGAAGAGGUGCGCAGGAGAUUGUUCGCUGAUCGACGCUCCCCUACGCCCCCUGCAAGCGCUGUGCAGGCCGAUACUGGCAACGAGGAGCCCUCCCCGACCUCUGAGCUUCACCAGCCAGCACCAGCACCAGCACCAGCUCCAGCGCCAGACGUGCCCCUCGAGGCACAAUUCCACAUCACGGCCGCCCAACGAGCCUGGUACCUGGCGCAGCGUGCCCGUCACGCCGCCGCCACCCCCUCCCUCCCCACCUUCCUCGGCAGCGUGCGCGCCAACAUGAAGACCGCUGUGGCAGACUACGCCACCAGCCUAAACAUCCCUCACGACUAUGCCGUCAACCUGCCUUGGAACUCCCCCCUGCCGUCCGCACUGCACGAGCUCUUCGCCGUGCUGGCCGAGGGCCUCCCUGCUCCUGCUCCUCCUCCUGCCGAGCACGAAGACCAGCAGGAAGCCACCGCCACUGAGAACGACAGGCCGCGCUGGCGCCUCAGCGCGAACAUGCUGGAGCUGCUGAGUCCUGGUACGCAGCGGCAGUUUACGUGGCGUGAGCUUGUGGAGGCGCUGUUGGGCGCAGCUGUCACGUCUUGGUGUCUUUGUGAGGAGCCGUUGGAAGAUGAUGAGUGGCAGAGGGGGUUGGGGUGGGCUGCGGGAGAGACGAUGGCGGUAAUGUUUACGAGAGAGGCGAGGGAGUUUCAUCUGCAGCAGAUUGCUGUGAGGGUUUUGGAGGAGGGGCAGAGGGAGGAGGUGCUGCAAAGGAAAGGGCACAGGCUAGCCAGGCAGUUUAUGAUUGUCGUGGGGGCUCUGGUUGGGAAGGAGCUUGAGGGCGUGCGCGAAUUGGCGACUGGUGAAGAGGAGGAGUUUGUUUCCGUCCAGGCAGAGGAGCGCGAUGGUGGAGUGAGCUCGCAGCAGAGGUUUCUGAACACUCUUGCGGAAAUCUCUGCAUCGGCAACGUGGUUACGCUUGCAGCUGGCGAAACCGGGCAAUGCGGCAUACCAGUUUGACUUUGCGAAGCAUUUGGAUCUGGUGCAGAGGCAUGGCGAAGACACAGAGACGCGGGUCGUCUUUGGAGUUCUGCCGCGGAUUGUCAAGCGCAGCUGGGAGAGCAUGAUCGAGCCAUCAGACGACAGAAACACCACAGCCGAAAGGUUAUACAGCGGCAGGGCGUACAUCAGGGAGGAUUGGUGGCUGCAAACAUCUAAGUGA
Molecule: messenger RNA, 1431 nt
Organism: Cyphellophora europaea CBS 101466
Lineage: Eukaryota; Fungi; Ascomycota; Eurotiomycetes; Chaetothyriales; Cyphellophoraceae
Exons: 1
Coding region: 1-1431 (476 amino acids)
Source: RefSeq, a predicted model, not a curated record